CCUCCCCGCCUGGUCUCCGCGGCCGUAGCCUCAGCGCUCUGCCAGGGCCGCCGGCGGCUCCGCGCCUCAGCCCGGGCUGCGGCUCAGAGGAUCUCGUGCCUGUGCCCUGGGUCGUCGCGGCGCUCGCCCUCAGCCUGCAUCCCCUUCCCCUUCCCCUGAAACGGCAUCAGGAAAGAGAGGAGGACAGAAGAGUUCACAGCAGGCAUUCGAACUCUCCAAAUUCUCAGGCCUUCAGACUUGGACUGAAACUGCAUCAUCAGUUCUUCUGUUUCCCAGGCCUUCAAACCUAAACUGGAACUGCCGUAUUUGCUGUCCUGGGUCCCCAGCUUGCCAACUGUAGAUCUUGGGACUCAUCAACUUUUAUAAUCAGAUUAAAUUACCAGUGUUUGAAAGGGAGCAUUGUUUUCAUCAUGAAUGCUAAUAAAGAUGAGAGACCAAAGUCCAGAAGCCAAGAUUUUCACCUUUUUCAUGCUUUGAUGAUGCUAGGCAUGACCAUGCUGUUUCUUCCAGUCAUUGGAACUUCUAAGCAAAAUAUUCCACGACUCAAGCUAACCUACAAAGACUUGCUGCUUUCAAAUAGCUGUAUUCCCUUUCUGGGUUCAUCGGAAGGACUGGAUUUCCAAACUCUUCUGUUAGAUGAGGAGAGGGGCUGGCUGCUCCUGGGAGCCAAGGACCACAUCUUCCUGCUCAGUCUGGUUGACUUAAACAAAAAUUUUAAGAAGAUUUAUUGGCCCGCUGCAAAGGAACGAGUGGAAUUAUGUAAAUUAGCUGGAAAAGACGCCAAUACAGAAUGUGCUAAUUUCAUCCGAGUACUUCAACCCUAUAACAAAACUCACAUUUAUGCAUGUGGAACUGGAGCAUUUCAUCCUUUAUGUGGAUAUAUUGAUCUUGGAGUCUAUAAGGAGGAAGUUAUAUUCAAGUUAGACACGCAUAAUUUGGAGUCUGGCAGACUGAAAUGUCCUUUUGAUCCUCAGCAACCUUUUGCUUCAGUAAUGACAGAUGAAUACCUCUACUCUGGAACAGCUUCUGAUUUCCUUGGCAAAGAUACUGCAUUCACACGGUCCCUUGGGCCUACUCAUGACCAUCAUUACAUAAGAACUGACAUUUCAGAGCACUACUGGCUCAAUGGAGCAAAAUUUAUUGGAACUUUCCCCAUACCAGACACCUACAAUCCAGAUGAUGAUAAAAUAUAUUUCUUCUUUCGUGAGUCAUCUCAAGAAGGCAGCACUUCUGAUAAGACCAUUCUUUCUCGAGUUGGAAGAGUUUGUAAGAAUGAUGUCGGAGGACAACGCAGCCUGAUAAACAAAUGGACAACUUUUCUUAAGGCCAGGUUGAUUUGCUCAAUUCCUGGAAGUGAUGGGGCAGACACUCAUUUUGAUGAGCUUCAAGAUAUUUAUUUACUCCCCACAAGAGAUGAGAGAAAUCCUGUAGUAUACGGAGUCUUUACCACAACAAGCUCCAUAUUCAAAGGUUCUGCUGUUUGUGUGUAUAGCAUGGCUGACAUCAGAGCGGUUUUUAAUGGCCCAUAUGCUCACAAGGAAAGUGCAGACCAUCGUUGGGUGCAGUAUGAUGGAAGGAUUCCUUAUCCCAGACCUGGUACGUGUCCAAGUAAAACCUAUGACCCGCUGAUUAAAUCCACGCGAGAUUUUCCAGAUGAUGUCAUCAGUUUCAUAAAACGGCACCCCGUUAUGUAUAAGUCAGUAUACCCAGUUGCCGGAGGACCAACAUUCAAGCGAAUCAAUGUGGAUUACAGACUGACGCAGAUAGUGGUGGAUCAUGUCAUUGCAGAAGACGGCCAGUACGAUGUAAUGUUUCUUGGAACAGACAUUGGAACCCUCCUAAAAGUUGUCAGCAUUUCAAAGGAGAAGUGGAAUAUGGAAGAGGUAGUGCUGGAGGAGUUGCAGAUAUUCAAGCACCCAUCAAUCAUCUUGAACAUGGAGUUGUCUCUGAAGCAGCAACAAUUGUACAUUGGUUCCCGAGACGGAUUGGUUCAGCUCUCCUUGCACAGAUGCGACACUUAUGGGAAAGCUUGUGCUGACUGUUGUCUUGCCAGAGACCCCUACUGUGCCUGGGAUGGAAAUGCAUGCUCUCGAUAUGCACCCACUUCAAAAAGGCGAGCUAGACGCCAAGAUGUAAAGUAUGGGGACCCAAUCACCCAGUGCUGGGACAUAGAAGACAGCAUUAGUCAUGAAACUGCUGAUGAAAAGGUGAUUUUUGGCAUUGAAUUUAAUUCAACCUUUCUGGAAUGUAUGCCUAAAUCCCAACAAGCAUCUAUUAAAUGGUAUAUCCAGCGGUCAGGAGAUGAACAUAGGGAGGAGUUGAAACCCGAUGAAAGGAUCAUUAAAACGGAAUAUGGGCUACUGAUUCGAAGUCUGCAGAGGAAGGACUCUGGGAUGUAUUACUGCAAAGCCCAGGAGCACACUUUCAUCCACACCAUUGUAAAGCUGACUUUGAAUGUCAUUGAGAAUGAGCAGAUGGAAAAUACCCAGAGGGCAGAGAAUGAGGAGGGGCAGGUUAAGGAUCUAUUGGCUGAGUCACGGUUGAGAUACAAAGACUACAUCCAAAUCCUUAGCAGCCCAAACUUCAGCCUCGACCAGUACUGCGAACAGAUGUGGCACAGGGAGAAGCGGAGACAGCGAAACAAGGGCAGCCCAAAGUGGAAGCACAUGCAGGAAAUGAAGAAGAAACGGAAUCGAAGACAUCACAGAGACCUGGAUGAGCUUCCUAGAGCUAUGGCCACGUAGUUUUCUAUUUAAUUUAAAGAAAAGAAUUCUUUAUCUGCAAAAAUACUGUCUUCUGUUUUGAACAUCCCUUAUUCUAACUCAUAAAUGCUUUCCAUAGAGUUUUGCUAAGGUACAAUAGUCUGAAUAGGACUACAUAUGGUGAAUAUGGGAUGGUAAGGGCAAAUAAUUCAUCUACACCAGUUUUCCAGGAAUGAAACUUGUACCUGCAAAAUAUCAGAAUUAUCCUCAAAAUAGGGGCUUCACACUUGUAAAUGCUUUAUUUUUUGAGUUUUAGAGUUUAUUAUGUCACGCGAGUAAUUGAGCUAGGCAAAUAUCAAAUUAGAUAUUGUAUUAAGAUGCUUUACUCCUUUUUAGGUCCAUUAAGCAUGGAGUUUAUCGUGCAGUUGUGCCAUGUUCUCAUGAACAGAUAUAUCAUUCCACUCUAGAACUGGCUACGUUGUGGUAGGAAUUGGAAGGAAGACACAAAUUAAGACAACUCACAUUAUCCACAGGAACUAUCCUAGUGAGUAUGGUGUAGAAAUUUGGAAAAGUGCGUUAUUUCUUUCAGGCCAUAGCGGUUGCAUUUAACAUACUGCAACAUUGAUUUACUGAAGGGCAUUAAUGUUUCUCCCAGGAUUCCUUAUGACUUGUCAGGAGUAACAGGUUCCCAGAGAGAAGUUGGCGCUCAGUUAUGUGUUUCUAGAAUAGAUGCUAAGCUCUACAGGGACAGAAUGCUUAAUAAAUAUUUUACUAAAAUAUGGAGAAUAUUUUAAUAAAAUAAGGGAAACAUCAUGAUGUAUACUGCAUCCUAAAAGGAAGGUAUGCAGAUAGGAGACAGAGGAAAGACAGCCAUAAAUUCUGCCUUUGGGGAAAACUCAUAUCCCCAUGAAAAGGAAGAACAAUCACAAAUAAAAUGGGCAAAAUGUAAUGGAGCCCUUUUCACUAGAUUAUAAGUAACUGCCAAUUUAUAGUCCAAACUGCUAGUAAAAGUCGGAGGAAAACUAAGAUUUCUAAAUUAUCAUGGGAAGGAUGAACAUGCUUUAUUUAUAACCGGUGGUAUUUCAGUAUGUGUUCCCUCUCUUUUUUCUAAAUAUUUAUCAUACUCUAUAUUAUUUUCAUUUACUGCCUUUAUUCCUUCCUGCAUAUUGGAUUAUUGGAUUAUAUUUGAGUGAAUGGGAAAAACAAUAUAUAAUACAGAGGAGAUAGAAUUAAGUAGAUGACAGUGGUAGGGAUUGGGUAUAUAUAUUUGUUGAAUAUAUAUUUGUUGAAUAACAGAAUAAGUGCAAAAUUUUAACAACGGGAAGGGUUAAAUGAACUCUUUGACAUCUUUUCUUCAAACAACCUUUUUGCAUUUCAGAGGUGAUGUGUUGUAAAAGUAGCGUAGUUUUAUUAACUUAAAAAUAAAUAAGCCUACCACGCGUAAAGAAAAUAAACUCACAACAUUAACAUAAGCAUCAUUCAUAUCUUGUUAACACUAUCAAAUGUUUCCAAUUUGACUUUUCCUCUAAGUAUGUAUGUUGUGUUUCCUGUCUGCUUAAGCAGGACUCACCUUUCCUUCUUCUAACACAAAACCCUUAGCCUUCUUCUGUUUUGCCUUUUCACGCCAUUUAUAGUGUGAAAUGAAAAAUUAGUCACUUCUUCACAUGGAAGGCAGCUUUUCAGAAAACUAAAUAACAGACGUUGCUCAUUUCUCAUGCAUUCUACGUAUCUUGAAAGAAAAGUCUGUGAGAAAGCCAUGUGAUUACAGGGCAACUUAUUACAGAGUCUGUGACUGGCUCUAUGUUCAAAACAUUAUUUUACUUUCAUUUUAUUUGCAUUGCUUAUCUAUCCCAAAGUAGUCACACUGACAUAUGAAGUUACAUACCCCCAUUUAAUCUUAUACUCAAAAUGUUUGUAGAUUUAUCAUUAUAAGGAAAAGUUAAGCAAUAAUUUUAAUAAAAGUAAAUCAGAAUUAAUCACUCUUUUAGAAAGUUAUGUGAAAGAAUAGUUGUGGCAGGAUCAGACUACUAAUUGAAUGUCAUAACAAUACUAUUUGUAACUAUUGAUUUGCUGGGAUAAAAAUGUUUCAGGAACUCAUAGCAGCUCAAGGCAAAAAAGUGGGACCAUGCUUUAUUUUUUAUAAAUUUCCAAAUAUUUGUGUAUCAGACAGUAAGAUCAAAUUAUGAAUGGCUUUGAAAAAAAUUACAUGAAGCUCAGACGUUAGGAUUGACUUGUUAAAAUAAAUUUUGUUUUCAUCUAAAUAUGAAUGUUCAAAUCAUUUUUUAGUUACUUUGUUCUAAUCUUAAUUAUUCACACAAAAUUUCGGUAACCUAUUUUAUGCCUUAUAUCUAAUAUUCUGCCCGCUUUAGAUACAAAACUAUUAAUUUAUGAUAAUUACUUAAGAUACAUUGGAAAUAUUAUUAGCAAAAUAAAAUUUCAUAUAAUAAAAAAGCAACAUAUGGGAACAAAAAUUUUCUGUGUAUUUUUAAAGAAAGAGGAUAUUGGAACUAUGUUUUAUUUUUUAAUCUUUUGUUUAGAACACUUAGAGGAACAGUAUGAAUAUAUUAAAUUCACAAACACAAUAUAUAAUUCCUCACCACUAAAGAUUUUUCCAAAUUUGCUUUGAAAUAAUGAAAAAUAUUGUAGUUAAUAGUUUCAAAUAUGCUAAGAAAUCAACUUUCUAUUGAGAGGGGCUUAAAGUGUCUGUUUCUUCUUGGUUUCCUAUUUUUCUCCCUUGUCUUCAAUACAUAUAUCCCACUUCUUUGUGUGUGCUCACCUGCAUUUCAUUCCAGCUAUUUAUGCUGCUAAGUGGAAUCCUGCCUGUCUGUAUUCAUUUACAUUUAAUUUAUUAGAAAUUUUAAGAGUUUGUUUAGAAAUGGAUAGUCUAAGUAAUUAAUUUAUGUAGAACCUUUUUUCCCAAAGAGUUCAAAACACUACAUUCAUAUUACUGAAUAAACAUUUCUUAAAACCAACCAAAUUACUUUAAAAAUGGAAAGAUAGUUAUAGAGAAAUUUAGUAAUUUGCAAAAGCCAUAACAGCAGUAGAAGAAAUUCAAAAUCUCAUCAUACUGUUGGCUAAAGUAAUGCUGUGUACACUAUGCUGGCUACAAAAUAGUCUUACUCUUGAAUUUUGCCUUUGAUCUAUAUUUUGGUUCUUCAUAUGCUAUUACAUUUUGUUCCUGAUGAAUUGUGUAGACUCAGCUAAAAGAUAAGUUAAAAAAAGUCAGUGCCUGUUGUUCAAUAUUAUCAAAAUUGUAUUUCCGAGGACAAGUUGAUCCUAUUCAGAUGUCUACAAAAUAAUAAAGAGCACUCAUUAAACACUGAUUUUCUUAAACUUAAAUACAAGAUAUAUUUCUUUUCUAUAUAUAUAUAAUAUAAAUACAAAUGGAAAUCAAAAUUGAACUAUCCUGCCUUUAGAAUGUCACAUUUGUCUUACACAACAUGUUGGAAUUGAUUAGCCUUACUGAGAAUGGACAGUUUAGGAAUAGAUGUUUUUAUAGAAAGAUAUAUUCCUCUCAGUAAAUGACCAUAAAUUUACAUAAUUCAACUUACAUCUCAGGUUAAAAAAAUAAAAUCUAAGAUUCCCAUAUUCUACACAUUGCAAGUGCAAAGACAGGAGCAUGCAUGUGACUUUUACCUCUCAUUUAAAUAUUUUGUAGUAUAAAGUAUUUAUGGAAAGUUUGAGAUAGAUUAUUUUUUGAGAAAGGGCAAAAAAAUCUGUCAGAAGCCAUAGUUAAUCAUGUAAUUUAAUUCUGGUAUUGUGAGUGGUUAGCAAUCAAUUUUGCAUUUACAGUUUUACUAUUUUGAGAGAAAUGUAGUCUUGCAGUAUAAAAUAGUAGAGAAUUGUUAAAUGUAUAUUUUGGUUUUAUUAUAAUAAAACACAAACAUUAGUGUUCUAUGCUUAUAAACAGU
This is a messenger RNA of Galeopterus variegatus (Sunda flying lemur), 6613 nucleotides long. RefSeq names its product sema domain, immunoglobulin domain (Ig), short basic domain, secreted, (semaphorin) 3D (gene SEMA3D). Gene Ontology annotation, biological process: positive regulation of cell migration; neural crest cell migration; negative chemotaxis. Lineage: Eukaryota; Metazoa; Chordata; Mammalia; Dermoptera; Cynocephalidae. The record is from RefSeq and is a predicted model, not a curated record. The transcript has 19 exons. Bases 411 to 2744 code for a protein of 777 amino acids. Gene Ontology annotation, molecular function: chemorepellent activity; semaphorin receptor binding.